GCUUAUCUGAUGUCAACACUGUUUCUGCUAGCUUCCCUCUUACACGCUUGCAGUGCAUCAUCCCCGGACAGGUUCACGUCUGCUCUUGUAGUCAUCCCAUAUGGCGUGCAGUAAAAUGUAUCCCGUGGCUAGAAUGGCCCUAAGCAUCAGGGGCCCUGCCACAGUUGGAAUACGACUCCAAUCAACAGCAGCAGCAGCAGCCCCGAAGGUGAAAGGGGCUGAGGAGCAAAACCAGCAGCACGUGGGUGAUACAACAGGGGAGAGAAUGUGUCAGCUGGGAUCACAAGUGGAUCUCAUUGAAAGAAGUGAGAAUCGGGUGGAUAAGAAGCCCUGUCCUGCUGACUCAAUAAAUUUCGGAAACACCCAGGAAGCUUACAAGAGUAAACCCACAUGGGAACUGAUGAGAAGCCUGGUGGUCUUCUGGCUGUGCUCAAUUGAUCCCCUUGUGGACAGGAAUCAGCAGAUUUUGAAUUUGUCUAAAAAGGUAUUUGGCAAAAGGCUGUUUGAGGCUAUGAUGAAGAUGAGCUUUUAUGGACAGUUUGUCGCUGGCGAGGACCAGGAAACCAUAAAGCCACUUAUCAGACGGAAUAGUGCUUUUGGAGUUGGGUCCGUCUUGGAUUACAGUGUGGAGGAAGAUCUCACUCAAGAGGAGGCUGAGAAGAAGGAAAUUGAGUCUUGUACUGCUGAAGCUGAAAAAGAAAAUGAUGGUUUUGCACGUAGAGAGAAAAAAUAUCAGGUUCAGCCUGGAUUUGGAGAUCGUCGUGGUGGAGUGAUUAGUGCUCGAACAUACUUUUACGCCGAUGAAGCAAAAUGCGACCAUCACAUGGAGACUUUCCUAAAUUGCAUUGAGGCUUCAGGUGGCAGUUCUGAAGAUGGUUUUUCUGCAAUUAAACUCACGGCACUGGGCAGACCUCAGUUUCUGUUGCAAUUUUCAGAAGUGCUGAUAAAAUGGCGCCGUUUCUUCCACCAGCUUGCUGCUGAUCAAGGCAAGUCUGGGCUUGCUGCUGUCGAAAUUGAACUGGAGGUGGAAAAAUUAAUGGAAAGCUUGGCGAAACUAGGAAUUGCUACCAAGGAUGAGAGCCAUAGCUGGUUUACAGGAGAAAACCUUGGGCUCUCAGGGACGGUUGACUUGCUGGACUGGAACAGCCUGAUCGACAGCAGAACAAAGAUCUCUAAACUUCUCCUUGUACCAAAUUUGCAGAGUGGCCAGUUGGAGCCCCUUCUGUCCAGAUUCACAGAGGAAGAAGAUUUACAGAUGAAAAGAAUGCUACAGAGAAUGGAUGUUCUUGGAAAGAAAGCCUUAGAAAAAGGAGUGCGACUGAUGGUGGAUGCAGAACAGACCUACUUCCAACCUGCAAUAAGCCGACUGACAUUGGAGAUGCAGCGCAUAUUUAACAAAGACCGACCUAUUAUCUUCAAUACGUACCAAUGCUACCUAAAGGAAGCCUAUGACAAUGUGACAGCUGAUGUAGAGUUAUCCCGAAGGGAAGACUGGCAUUUUGGUGCUAAACUGGUCAGAGGUGCAUAUAUGCAGCAGGAGAGGAGCCGUGCCGCAGAAGUUGGAUAUGACGACCCAAUAAAUCCUACGUAUGAGAAAACGAACGAAAUGUACCACAGAUGUCUGGAUUAUGUCUUGGAAGAGAUCCGGCACAAUCGUAAAGCAAAUGUAAUGGUGGCCUCUCACAAUGAGGAGACUGUGAAAUUCACUCUCAAGAGGAUGAAUGAGCUAGGUAUUUAUCCUAAUGAGAAAAAGGUGUAUUUUGGGCAAUUGCUGGGGAUGUGCGAUCAGAUCAGCUUCCCACUUGGUCAGGCAGGUUAUCCAGUUUAUAAAUAUGUCCCAUAUGGACCUGUAAAUGAAGUCCUGCCUUACCUGUCCCGGAGGGCACAAGAGAACCGUGGAAUUAUGAAGGGUGCUGCUCGAGAGAGGGAACUCUUGUGGAAGGAGAUAAAAAGGCGUGCUGUUACUGGAAAUCUGUUCUACAGCCCUGAAUUCUAGGGAGACAUACAAUGUUGUCAAAAGUUUAUUCAUUUUUCUUUUUUCUCUUCUUUUUUCCCCCUAAACUUUAUGCCAAACCCACAUUACAAGGGACUAACAUUUUCAGAGGAUUUUACUUCUUGGACAUUGGACAAUAUAAAAUGUCACAUAGGAAAUAUUGCUGUAUAAACCUAUGGAUGGUUUUAUCUUAAUGUUAGUGUUAUUAAUAUAAAAUAAUGCAUAUGAAUUUAGGAAAACAUAGGACCUAUGUAACUUGAUCCCUAUUUGAUAUCUUUAUGCAGAAAAAUAGAACGUAAUGUGUAAGAAUAGUUAUAAAAUAUAUUAAGUGAUUUGUACGCACAAACUGAAGUGUCUUCUGUGAUAUCCAAAUAUACUGUUUUCCUCAUAAUCUUUCCUAUGUAUUCAUCUGUUCAUGAGGGAAAAACAAUACAGUAAUAUUGUCAACGCAACAUAUUUGGGUCCAUGGAACAGUAAUAGAAAUAAAUUUUUACAGUAAUGAUCUUCACUUUUAUACCAGUGUGAGCAGAUCAUUGCUCUACAAUGCGUGAGUGUAUAGCUUCUCAUUGUAUAAGAUGGUUAAAAACUCUGUUUUGUUCCUGUGUUUUCUAUAUUAAUUGGAUAUCAAGGAAGAAUUGACACCAUAGCUUAUCUUUUUAACUUGCAUGAUAGGUGAUUUCAGCAACCUUCCCUAACUGUUUUAUGUAGAUUUGAUGAACGUAUGUCAUUUGGAUUGGUUCCGUGCAUUUGCAUGUUUGGUAGACCAAGCUAUUUUUUUAUUUAUUUUUUUAGGGAAUAUAAAUGUACCUAAUCUUGCUUAAACAGAGAUUGGGUUUAUUCACUGAAUAAUUAAUUGAAAACUGAACGGCUAAAAUAGUCAAUUUUUGACUAAAUCUUUUUUCAAUUUGCCAAAUUUUGGCCAACAAUUCAGAAUUUGAUUAGUUAUAUUGUGAAUAAACUCCUCAUGAAUAGAUUGUACUCUUCAUCAAAUUACCUUGUGUGUUCCUUUAAAAAUGUUUGGUUUUAGCAUGCUAUAGUUGCUCCUUUUCUGCUAUCAAUUGCAUGUCAGGUCAUUUAAAUGCAAUUACACCAUAUUAUUUCAUUCUCUCUUGUGCUUUUAAACCUGUACAGUUCUAGAAAUGCAUUUGACACUUUAUUUGUCACUUUAUUU
Pelobates fuscus (common spadefoot toad) is the source of this 3164-nucleotide messenger RNA. It is a transcript of the gene PRODH, whose product is annotated as proline dehydrogenase 1. The transcript is spliced from 14 exons. Lineage: Eukaryota; Metazoa; Chordata; Amphibia; Anura; Pelobatidae. The record is from RefSeq and is a predicted model, not a curated record. The coding region runs from base 101 to 1996 and encodes 631 amino acids. Gene Ontology annotation, molecular function: proline dehydrogenase activity; FAD binding. Gene Ontology annotation, cellular component: mitochondrion.